CUGCCCCAACAGAGGCGUCAACAGAGGCAUCAACAGCUGCCCCAACAGAGGCACCAACAGAGGCACCAACAGAGAUACCAACAGAGGCACCAACAGAAUUACCAACAGGUGGCCCAACAGCAGCCCCAACAACUGCCCCAACAGAGGCACCAACAGCUGCCCCAGCAGAGGCACCAACAGACGCACCAACAGCUGCCCCAGCAGAGGAGCCAACAGCUGCCCCAACAGCUGCCCCAUCAGAGGCACCUACAACAGCCCGAACUGAAGCACCAACAACUGCCCCAACAGAGGCACCAACAGCUGCCCCAACAGAGGUGCCAACAGCUGCCCCAACAGCUGACCCAUCAGAGGCACCUACAACAGCCCCAACUGAAGCACCAACAGCUGCCCCAACAGAGGCACCAACAGAGAUACCAACAGAGGCACCAACAGCUUCCCCAACAGAAUUGCCAACAGCUGCCCCAACAGCUGGCCCAAAAGCAGCCACAACUGAAGCACCAACAGCUGCCCCAACAGAGGCACAAAGAGAGGCACCAACAGAGAUAACAACAGAGGCACCA
Messenger RNA from Vombatus ursinus (common wombat), 560 nucleotides. Its product is annotated as putative mediator of RNA polymerase II transcription subunit 26. The annotation marks the transcript as partial. The record is from RefSeq and is a predicted model, not a curated record. NCBI's taxonomy places the organism in Eukaryota, Metazoa, Chordata, Mammalia, Diprotodontia, Vombatidae. The transcript has a single exon.